AUUUACCCUCACAAUGUUCUUUCAGUCGAUUGGUACCGCUGCCCUCGCAGCCUUGACGCUUGCAUCUCCAACUCUGUCUACCCAGACGUUCGUCAACACCGGCACGUUAUCUGGCUGGUCGACGCAGAACAUCGAAGACAAAGGCAGCAUCAUAAGCGUUACCAAUGUCGUCUACAACGGCACCUCGGCGCUGAAAAUGACGCAGGUCUACGAUUCGUCCUGGACCGGCCGCUUCCACUCAGAAAAGAUAAAGACGCAAGUAUACAAGUUAGGCGAUGAAGGAUUCUACGGAUUCGCGUUCCGACUGCAGGAAAACUGGCAAUCGACGCCUGCACAGUCGUUCAACAUUGGACAGUUCAUUGCCGACUUCACAAAUACCGGCUGCGACGAUUGGAUGCCGUCGAGUAUGGUCUGGGUGAUCGGGGACCAGCUGGCCACGCGCGUCAAGUACGGUAGUAUCUGCAACCAGCAGCUCAAGGAGUGGAAGAACUUAAAGACCGUGACGCCGGGCGAGUGGCAUACGAUCGUCAUCAAUGCAAAUUGGCAGAGCGAUAACACAGGGUACUACCAUAUGUGGUAUGAUGGGGAGAAAGUGGUUAAUGCGACCAAUCUCCCCACGAUGAUUGACGAUAGUCGCGCGUUUGACUUCCAUGUCGGUAUUUACGCAAAUGGGUGGCAUGAUGACAAGGGAAUGAAAGGCACCCAGAGCACCAGGGAGAUCUGGAUUGAUAGUGUUGGUAUUGGCACCACCUUUGCGGAUGCCGAUCCUACGCGUAUCCAGGGUUGAUGAGGGGUAAGAGAAGG
This is a messenger RNA of Talaromyces proteolyticus, 804 nucleotides long. RefSeq names its product polysaccharide lyase. Lineage: Eukaryota; Fungi; Ascomycota; Eurotiomycetes; Eurotiales; Trichocomaceae. The record is from RefSeq and is a predicted model, not a curated record. Bases 14 to 787 code for a protein of 257 amino acids. The transcript has a single exon.